Cladophialophora bantiana CBS 173.52 is the source of this 4686-nucleotide messenger RNA. RefSeq lists its product as uncharacterized. Lineage: Eukaryota; Fungi; Ascomycota; Eurotiomycetes; Chaetothyriales; Herpotrichiellaceae. Bases 1 to 4686 code for a protein of 1561 amino acids. The transcript has 10 exons. Gene Ontology annotation, biological process: cell motility. The record is from RefSeq and is a predicted model, not a curated record. Gene Ontology annotation, molecular function: protein binding; catalytic activity.
AUGUCGUACCUCCUCAAUAAAGCCACCAGCGCCGCCAAAAGCGUUCAGAGCACCGUGAUCAGCACAAGUACAACCCAUUUAGAAAGCGUCACCAGCAAGUUCGGAUUCGAAAGUGUGACCAAUGUCGUGACCAGCAUAGUCACCAGCAAAGAUUCCAACCCCAAGCACCGAUAUUCCAGUUCAGCGCCCAUCUCGGAGGGCAACAGUGUCAAAUAUCAUGUCAGCGGGUGCGCUUACUUCUGGGCUGUCUCUGAAGCAUUGGAGAAGGCCAAAGAGUCGAUUUGGAUCCUUGGGUGGUGGGUUUCACCAGAAGCAUAUCUUCGGCGACCGCCAUCGGAGAAUGAAAAGUACCGACUCGAUCGGAUGCUUCUGGCCGCUGCCGAGCGAGGUGUCAAGGUGAAUAUCAUUGUAUUCAAGGAAGUCCCUCAAUUCAUGUACCUCUCGUCGCACCACACUCAACGCGCUUUGGAGGCUUUACACCCUAAUAUCGCUGUCUUUCGAUAUCCAGACCAUUAUACCGGUGCCAAGGGGGUCCUGUCGUCGACAAAGAGCAUGCUGCAAAACACGGUAUCCGGCGGUGCAGCCAAUUUGGGUAAGAUCUCAGACGAAUCGUUGCAGAACCUGUUUGCAUUGGCCGGUGGACCGACUUUGCUCUGGGCACAUCAUGAGAAGCUUGUCAUCUGCGACAGAGAGACCGUCUUCAUGGGCGGUAUCGACCUCUCUUACGGUCGAUGGGAUACAAUCCAGCACCCCAUCGCGGACGCUCAUCCUGGAAAUCUCGACGACAUCGUCUUCCCCGGCCAAGACUACAACAAUGCCCGAGUUAUGGAUUUCAAAAACCUCGAUAACUGGGAGCACAACAAACUCAGUCGGUUGACGACUUCAAGGAUGGGCUGGCAGGACAUCUCCAUCAGCCUGACUGGGCCGGCAGUUGCCGACCUCUGCAAGCAUUUUGUUGAACGUUGGAACUUUGUACAUAGCAUGAAAUACAACACGGGCCUACCACGGGACUCGCGAUACGAACGUCUCUCACCCAUCAGCGAUCAACCUGCGCAGAAUCCGUCGCACCAACCUGCAGGUCCAAUGACAUGCCAACUCGUUCGCAGCAUCGGCAACUGGAGUGGCGGCUCAACGCUUGAGCACAGCGUGUACGAUGCGUAUAUCGACAUAAUCAAGAAGAGCGAGCAUUUCGUAUACAUUGAGCAGCAAUUCUUCAUCACGUCGACGGGAACCUGGCUGGGAACGGUUUGGAACCGAGUCGGCGAAGCUCUCGUGCAGCGAAUUUUGCGGGCCGCCCAGGAGAAGAAACGGUACAAGGCCAUCGUAAUAUUGCCUUCCGUACCAGCUUUUCCAGGCGAUCUGCAAGCCUUGAUUACAGGCCACCCGCCCCGGGCGAUCAUGAAGCUGCAAUACAAGUCCAUCUCUCGCGGCGGGUUCAGUAUCAUGGACAAGAUCAAACGAGCCGGCGUCGAUCCGAAGGAGUACAUCAGAUUCUACAACCUUCGGAACUAUGACCGGAUCAAUGAGAGCGGGGUGAUGCAGAAGGCGGAGAAGGCUAGUGGAGUCGAGUAUAAACUUGCUAGCCAGGACCACGACGAUAUAGUUGACCCCUUUGGACUGCGGGCACAGAAAGAGGUGGGUGAGUUCGAAGGUGACGAUGUCACUCGCAACCAUGAGGCCUACCAGAAGUACCAGAGUGCGACGGGCCACGCACACAGCAGCUGGGAUUCUGUCAGUUCUUGUUAUAUGCUCGGGGGCGUUGACAUCCGGAAGGUCCCAUGGGUAGGAGGUGGCCCCAUCAAGGAAAUCGACGCCUUUGUCAGCGAAGAACUCUAUGUGCAUUCCAAGGUGCUGAUCGCAGAUGACCGAGUUGUUCUCUGCGGCUCGGCAAACUUAAACGAUAGGUCCCUCAAGGGGAGUCGAGACUCGGAGAUUGCAUUGGUGAUCGAGGAUCCGACGCCAGUCGUCACCGCAAUGAACGGGCAGCCAUUUCAAGCCAGCCGAUUCGCGGCCAGCUUACGCCGAUAUCUGUUCCGAAAACAUCUGGGCCUGCUCUCUCCUCAGGACAUGCGGAAGCCAGAUGGGCAUUUCACGCCUGCUCCGGGCGACAAUGAGUAUGAUUUUGGAUCAAAGGAAGACGUUCUCGUCUCAGACCCUCUCAGCGACCAGUUCCUCGAGCACUGGAACGACGUGGCGCAGCAGAACACGCUGGCUUUUCGAAAAGUCUUCUCGCCGAUGCCGGACGACACGGCGCAAACCUGGUUGCAGUAUCAGAUGUUGUUCUGGAAGCGUUUCACGGGGCCGGACGGCCUGCACAUGGCCCAGUGGGGACAUGUCAUGAAGGAUAACUUCCCGGGAGGUGAUGAAGGUGUCACAGCUGUGAAGGAGGAACUGGCGAAGAUAAGGGGUAUGCUUGUCGAGAUGCCGCUAGAGUUCCUGGCCAAAACAGACAUUCAGAUCGAAGAUCCGGGAUAUAAUAUCCGCUAUCAAAAUCGUAGGGCGACGAGCAGCACAUCCGUUCCGCCAAAUCACGCUCCAGAACUCGAUGAAGACGUUGGGGAGAUACGUGAUAACCUAUCACUGGCACUAGACGUGCUACACCUCGAAAAUCAGAAGAAGGCUGAAGACGAUAUCGCCGAGCUUAGACUGCUUCUCACGCUCGUGAAUGCAACGCAGAUCUCAUCGUCGGUCCGUGACUGGCUUAAAGCGCCAAAUGCGAGCGUUGACCUCAAUUCUGCAUGCGCUAAAGGCCACCUAGGCACAGGCAUGUGGUUCAUCAACAGCCCGUAUUUUACCACAUGGCUGAAGCAAGAUGGUUCCUUCCUUUUUCUUAAUGGCCCUGCAGAUGUGGCAAGUCAGUCUUAUGCGCAACCGCCAUCCAACACGCUUUCCGCCAGAAGGGCUCGAGUCGUUACGAGCUUUGCUCUUAUAGCUAUCUGGACAACUUUCCGAUGGUCAAGCUGUCCUCGAGCGGAUGCGGACUUCCACCCAAGCAGCCGCACCUCCAAUGGCACUAUUAAUCGAGUCCUAAACGCAUUGCAGAUGAUGAGAAAGUGGUCAUUACCAAUGUUGCACCUCCUAGUCACUAGUCAAGACGAAUCGGACAUGCGUGAUUCGCUGGACCCAGCCCACAACCAAAUCCUGAUCAUGAAGAAUGCCGGGAUUGAUAAAGAUAUCAGCGACUUUAUCUCGAGCCAACUAGGCGUCGAUCCGAAACUCCGAAAUUGGAAAACGCAUCAUGACUGGAUUAGAAAUGCGCUGAUUGAACGUGCUCAAGGCGUAUUCCGUUGGGUCGAAUGUCAGUUCGAGUCUCUCAAACGAUGUCCGCGUAGCGAAAGUCACCUCGAUCGAUGUUUACACUCGUUACCGCGAAGUUUGGACGAAACCUAUGAGCAGAUGCUCUGUAGUAUUGAUGAGACUUCCUUUGAGGAUGCUCGGCGGAUCCUGAGCCUAUUGUGCUUCUCAUUCCAACCUCUCACAGUGCCGGAACUUAUUGAGGGAAUUGCAGUCGACUUUGACGAACCUGCACGACUGAGUUGUCGACGUCGACUACAGGACGCAGAUGACAUUGGCAAUAUUUGUCCAGGUUUGAUCGAUAUUAAUGACCACGUGGGCAAUGACUACAAGGGCAACGAUGACGAUGGCAACGACCAUGAGGACAGCGAGAAAAUGCAAAUGGCGCCAAUAGUCCGUCUAGCUCACUUCUCGGUCCAGAAAUACCUCGAAUGCGAUCGGAUCACCAAGCAAAAGGCGGCAAAUUUUGCGCUACAAACCGCUCCUGCGCACGCGGAAAUUGCACAGAUAAUCUUGGUGGACCUCCUGGAGCCAGAACUGUUUAGUGGGCCACUUCGAAACGGAGGAACUGUAACAUCCCAGUUGAAAUCACUGAUCUCGAGGUUAUUUAGUCAACAAGACUCUCUCCGCACUUGGUUAUGGCUGUGUAGAAGACAGAACUCCUCGUGGGUUAUAGCGACGUUUGACCUCGACUCCACCUCCACUGAUCCGUCAAUAAUUUGUGCGUGCUAUUUCGGGCUUGACGAAGCGCUGCAUGAGCUAUUCGGUCUCAUGGAUAGUGACACUGACAAGAAAAUUCUGACCGAUAGCCCAGGUGGGUACCCGGGCCUAUUUCCAUUGGCAGUAGCAUCAGAGGAAGGUCACGAAAAAGUGGUGCAAGUGCUGCUCGAUGCAGGUGGAGGAGGCGUCGACAGAGAAAUGAUGGCAGCAUCAGAGUAUGGGGAUGGAGAAGUGGUGAAGAUGCGAAUCGAUGCUGGGGCAGAUGUCAAUGCCCGUGGUGAAGAGGACUAUGCUGCAUUACAAGUAGCAUCAGAGCAUGGACAUGGGGAGGUGGUGAAGAUCCUGAUGGAUGCUGGGGCACAUAUUAAUACAGCGGGAGGGAAUUUUGGUACUCCAUUACAUGCAGCAUCACGUUUUCCCGACCCAGCGGGAGCGGAGAUAUUAUUGGAUGCUGGCGCGGAUGUCAAUUUGGCGAAGACUGUAAAGGUGCUUCUAACUGCUGGGGCAAAUGUCAAUGCGGUAGGAGCAGGGUGUGGUGCUACUGACUUAGAGCUAGCAUUGGCUGGAGGCGAGAGGAAGGUGGUUGGUAUGGUUGAUGUGAUCCAAAAGCUACUGGAUGCCGGGGCUCUCGACGAGACGGGGGAAAGGCAGGCUUUAUUGGAAAUUGCUUGA